This is a messenger RNA of Drosophila mojavensis, 2499 nucleotides long. RefSeq lists its product as uncharacterized. The record is from RefSeq and is a predicted model, not a curated record. NCBI's taxonomy places the organism in Eukaryota, Metazoa, Arthropoda, Insecta, Diptera, Drosophilidae. Bases 541 to 2271 code for a protein of 576 amino acids. The transcript has 3 exons.
AUUUUUCAACAGUUUGCAAAAAAGUUUCGUUUAUUUGCUGCUUUUUUUCGCACACACAGCGCCGCAGUCUGCGUUUGUUGUCGCUGGCGCUUGGUACAUGCCGUCGGAGCGACGGAGCGCGCGCGCGUAUCUCAAAGAUACAUUUCACAAUCACGUAAAUCUGAGCCCCAUUGCCGGCUGAUCUCUGCCCAGUGCCCUGGCUGCGUGCCCUGUGCCUAAGCGUACGUUGAACUGCGACUUUUUGUUUAACAAUACGGCAAAUAAAUAAGAGGGCGAAAAGCCUACAAAAGAAAAGAUAUAAAAAAAAAAAAAAAAAAAACAAAAUAAAAAUAAAAGAAAACGAAAUCAAAUCAAAUAAAAAAGUUGUAAAAACGUAAAUCGGCUGUUGUCAACGUAUUUUAGCCGGCCUAAGCUUAUCUACAAAAACAAAGACAGAGGAAUUUGGGAAGAUGCUGAAACGGAAGAGCGGAAAACCUAUUGAUAGGAAAGGCAGCUAAGUGCCUUGGGAUAGAUAGUGGCUCUAGACCGAGCCCUGAUCUAAUGGCUUUGGAAUGUUUCGUUGAGAUAAGCAGCAAUUCGUUGUCCUGGCUGGGUAUAAAUAGUCGACGUAGACAGCGAUUGAGACACAGUUCAUUUGAAGCUCUCAAGAUGAAUACUCUGCGACUUGUUGCUCUCCUGCUUGUGGUGCUCACUGCUCAGGCAAGCACUAUCCGCAAAGCCGAAGUGCCGAAUACGAAGAAUACUGUCCAAAAGUCACGGCCUAAGGUUGAGUUACCCCAAGGGGCAAGGAAGCCUAUUCAUAUCCAGGCCCCCAAUGAAGCACAGGCUACGGAGGAUUCACCGGUGGCUGGAAACCCUGAGCAAUCGUCGCAACCUAAGGUAGAGGUUCCCAAUGUGAUCUCUCCUGUUCAGUCUGUGGAGCCCAAAGCAGAACUGCCGAGUGUGAUCUCUCCUGUGCAGCCAGCCAUCGAACAAGCCCAACAACCCAUAGCUCAGGAGGCAUUUGCUGUUCCCCCGGUGGCAGCUGGCCCUGUGCAAUCCCAGCCACAGUCAGUCGAAGCGCCAGUCAAUGUAGUCCCUCAGAUUGCCUCGAAUCCUGAGCCGUCGGUAGUGCAAGGUAAUGCGAUCCCCCAGGUGGCUGAGAAUCCCGUGGAGCCAGAGCAGUCUAAGCCAGAGGAAAUCAAUAGAGUCGCUCCAGAGCCGAAGAUUCCCAAUAUAUCGAUUGGAGCUAACGUAGUCAGCUUUGUUCCCAGUAAAGUCCAGGCGCAAGCAGCGCCAGUUGUGGAAAGUGAGAUUCCCGUGCGAUCUGAGGCACACAAAAUCGCUAAACCUUCCGCGGAAAAUGCUGAAAAAGUCGUAGGCAAAGUGGAGGGCAGCGACAACCAAGUUGUAGAUCAGGUGCAAGCUGAGCCGCGCGGGUUCUUCGGCGUGAGAUACCCUCAGGCGUAUUAUGUCGUCAAUCCGGGAUUCAAUGGUACGUUCGUACAGCAGCCCUAUGUAAAGCCGCCUUUCGUACCAUUCCAACCUAACUUCGGCGGCCACAAAGGCUACUACUACGUCCUGCCCAACAACACCAACCAGACCAUAUACUACGGAUACCACAACAAAUUUGGUGGUUAUCCCAUAGGAGUUGUUCCUGGCAAUGUGACGGUUCACACUCAUGCUAAGCCCGGCUACUUCCCCUUCCCUCUGAGACCAAUACCCUUCUGGAAGUCCGAUGAGGCAGAAAACAGCAGCAGCAACAACGAUGUACCUCUCUUCAUUCCCUACUAUCCGCAAGAUUAUUCUAGCUACGACGCCCCAGACUUUAUUGUAAAUAAUGAACGUGUACCCGUGGGUCAGGCCCAGGGUCAAAGCCAAGGUCAGGGCCAGGGCGCCCAACAGCAACAACAGCCGAAGGAGCUUCAGCUGAUUGGCCACAUCUACAUUUAUAAAACACCCAAAACCGGCGGCAAUCCAAGACCAGCAGCGGAUGAAAAUGUGGGUAACUUUGAGGAAUCUGAUUUCAGAGUCAAUGAGCCAUUCGGCAACACUCAGCUGCUGCUGCAGCCGGUUUAUCCUGCCAACGGCGGCAACAAUAACAAUAACAACGAUAACAUCCCCAAUCAGAUCAACGAGAUCUAUAAAAGCCUGCAUCUGGUGCAUCCGUCGCUCCAACAGCGUUCCCAAUCACCUGCCCAAAGCGAGGAUAGCUCCGUGUUCUUUGCCGUGGAUAUACCCAAGCCAAUCUAUCGCUUCUUCAAAUCCAUCUUUGGCGCCUUUUCGAAGUAAAUAAGAUGACCUGAAAGAACUAAGAGCUCAACAACAACAACAUCAACAACAACAACAACAACAACAACCACAACAACAACAACAACUAUAAUGAAUCGCCCCUCUUUGUAUUAGUAAUAUAAGUUAAUUUUAAGUCGCGCACUUCAGUAAAAACAUUCUACUCACAAUAUAUGACUUUCAAUGGGUUGCGAUAAGAAUUUAAAGAUCAAUUCUGAAUUGAAAGAUAUU